AUGUUCUUGGUCUCGAAGGCGGCGUUCGACGGCGGCUUGAACCCUUCCGUUUUGGUCUUCUACCGGCAAGCCUUCGCCACCCUCAUCCUCGCUCCUCCUGCCCUCUUCCUCGAAUGGAAGCAUGCACCUCCGCUCUCGCUGCUGACCUUCUGCAAGAUUUUCGUGCUUGCUCUCAUCGGGAUAACCACGUCGUUGAACCUCAGUGGCUUCGGCUUGCUGUACACCUCUGCCACGUUGGCCGCGGCGACCAUGAACACCCUUCCGGUCACUACUUUCUUCUUGGCCCUUCUGUUUCGAGCGGAAACAUUGAGGAUUGGGAGUAAAUCAGGCAAGGCAAAAUUGUUAGGGAUAGUGAUAUGCACAGGUGGAGUAGCAGCCCUAGCUUUGUAUGAAGGCCCCCAUUUCAAGGUCCUCUGCCUCUUCAAACAUGCUUUAGGGCAAAGGGAGAGCCAUCAGUCUUAUAGAACGUGGAUCAAAGGUUGUGCCUUGAUGCUUUCGUCUGACUUCACUUGGGGCUAUUGGCUUAUUUUUCAGGCAAGACUUCAGAAGAGUUAUCCACCAAAGCUUCUAUUCACGGCUAUUCAAUGUGCUUCGGGCUCGAUUCAGUCAUUUGCCAUUGCAAUUACCAUGGAAAGAGAUUUCAAUGAGUGGAAACUUGGCUGGGAUAUGAAACUUGUAGCCGUGGUUUAUUGUGGAGUUAUGGUGACUGGGGUAAGCUAUUACCUGCAAGCAUGGGUUGUAGAGAAGAAAGGUCCAGUCUUUGUUGCCCUCUCCACUCCUUUGGCUUUCAUCUUCACAACCAUAUGCUCUGCAGUCUCGUGUGACUUCAUCAACAUUGGAAGUAUUUUGGGGGGAGUGUUGUUGGCUGGAGGGCUCUAUAGUGUUUUAUGGGCAAAAAUAAAAGAAGAGAAGAUGGUGAAGAUGGAGAUGGAGAUGGAGAUUGAUGAGAAGAAGAGCAUCCCAAAAGUGGAAGAUCAAGACUGCUCAUCGGAGGUUAAACGAGUUGUUACAAUUGUCACCCAUAAUCAAGCAAACGAUGAUGCUACUACCACUCCUGCUUAG
Linum trigynum is the source of this 1062-nucleotide messenger RNA. NCBI's taxonomy places the organism in Eukaryota, Viridiplantae, Streptophyta, Magnoliopsida, Malpighiales, Linaceae. The record is from the annotation of a GenBank genome assembly.